AUGUCUUUAACGGCAUCAACGGCUACCGCUGUGCUAACCGCGCUCGCCGACAAGCCCGAUGGCGGAGGCGAGAGGCGGUGGGAAGAUCAACUGAAGGAGCAGCGCGAUCUGUACACGCAGUUCGUGAUUAGCUCUGCGCUUGGCCUAGGUGCCUUCUUGACAUUCUGUAUCUUACGGCCAAAAUGGACCGAGCUGUACGCUGCCCGACGACGACAACGGAACGCCGCUUCGCGCUUACCUGAGCUUCCGAAUACCCUUUUCGGUUGGAUCCCUGUUCUCCAUGGAAUCACAGAGGAAGAAGUCCUGCAGUCCGCAGGCCUGGAUGCCUAUGUGUUCUUAUCAUUCUUCAAGUUUGCUAUUCGGUUCCUUCUAGCCGUCUUUAUCUUCGCUGUCGCAAUUAUUCUUCCGCUACACUACAAAUACACUGGCCAAUAUGGUGUUCCGGGAUGGGACAACCUUCCUGACAACAGUACGGCCAAUGGGAUUGAUGGUCUCGGAAAGGACAAGCCAGUCACCGACCCUGGAUACCUAUGGAUCUAUGUCUUGUUUGCCUACGUCUUCAGCGGCUUGGCUUUCUAUAUGCUUCUCCAGGAGACAAACCAAAUCAUUCGCACGCGGCAAACCUAUCUCGGUAAUCAGACCAGCACCACUGAUCGCACGAUUCGCUUGUCCGGAGUUCCGCAAGACCUAGGAACCGAGGAAAAGAUAAAAGAAUUCAUCGAAGGCUUGCGUGUUGGCAAAGUUGAAAGUAUCACGAUCUGCCGAAAGUGGCGCGAACUGGACGAACUGAUGGACGAGCGACUGAAGGUUAUUCGAGAACUCGAGCGGGCAUGGACGAAGCAUCUUGGUUACAAGCGGCCCAAAAGCGAUGGGAAUACUUUGCCUUUGACCAACCAGCACGUGCAGGACGAUGACAACGAACGGUCUCAGUUAUUAUCAGAGUCCGAACGGGGUGUUUCUAGUUAUUCCAACGAGAGACCCAAAAUUCGCAUCUGGUAUGGCCCAUUUAAGCUUCGCUUCCGGAUGAUCGACGCAAUCGACUACUACGAGGAGAAGCUGCGCAAGAUAGAUGAAUAUAUCCAAAACGCCCGCGAGAAAGAAUACCCUGCUACUGAGAUUGCAUUUGUGACUAUGGAGUCUAUUGCUGCAUCUCAAAUGCUCGUACAAGCGAUCCUUGAUCCGCACCCAAUGCAAAUGUUCGCUCGACUUGCUCCGGCGCCGGCGGAUGUUAUCUGGAAGAAUACAUACUUAUCUCGGUCCCGACGAAUGAUUCAGUCAUGGUCCAUUACCGUCGUCAUUGGAUUCUUGACCGUCUUCUGGUCCGUUCUUUUGGUUCCUAUCGCAUCAUUGCUGGAGCUGGAAACCCUUCAUAAGAUUGUUCCCCAGCUUGCAGAGUUCCUCCAAGAGCACACAAUUCUGAAGUCUCUGGUUCAGACUGGUUUGCCGACUCUCGCAUUCUCGUUGUUGACAGUUGCGGUUCCUUAUGUCUACGAGUGGCUUUCGAACAACCAAGGAAUGGUGUCACGCGGUGAUGUUGAAUUAUCGAUCAUCUCCAAGAACUUCUUCUUCUCAUUCUUCAACCUUUUCCUGCUUUUCACAGUGUUCGGAACGGCUAGUGGUUUCUACGGUUUCUGGGAAAACCUCCGGGAUGCGUUCAAAGAUUCCACGACAAUUGCAUUUGCCCUCGCAAAAUCUCUCGAAGGUCUUGCGCCAUUUUACAUUAACCUCUUGAUCCUUCAAGGCCUGGGUCUUUUCCCCUUUAGGCUCCUCGAGUUUGGAAGUGUCGCACUAUACCCGCUCCAGUUCCUAUCGGCCCGCACACCACGAGAGUACGCGGAGCUAAACACACCUCCCAAGUUCAGUUACGGAUUUUCCAUCCCGCAAACGAUCUUGAUUUUGGUCAUCUGCGUGGUGUACAGUGUCUUCCCGAGCUCAUGGCUGAUCUGCCUGUUUGGCUUGAUCUACUUCACGGUUGGCAAGUUCAUUUACAAAUACCAACUUUUGUACGCCAUGGACCAUCAGCAGCAUUCCACCGGCCGCGCAUGGCCCAUGAUUUGCAACCGCGUAUUUGUCGGCCUGGUAGUCCACCAGCUCGCCAUGAUUGGCGUUUUAGCCCUGCGCCGAGCCAUCACUCGCUCGUUGCUCCUCGUGCCACUUCUAGGCUUCACCGUUUGGUUCACAUACUGGUUCGGACGGACAUACGAGCCUCUAAUGAAGUUCAUUGCCCUCAAGAGCAUUAACCGAGACCAACCGGGUGGUGGCGAUAUCUCUCCCUCCCCUUCAUCAUCCUUCUCACCGCCGUCGGGCUUGGACCGUGACAGUCUCCCGAUUCGUAUUGGCGGACAUGACCUCGAGCUGCGGCUGAAGAAGUACGUCAACCCGAGUCUUAUUUUGCCCCUGCAUGCUGCCUGGCUUCCUCACCGCAUCUCUCCAGGCAAUGGUGCGUCGGCUUUCGAGGCUCAUCAGACGCCCAAUGUCUGA
This is a messenger RNA of Penicillium canescens, 2481 nucleotides long. RefSeq names its product putative DUF221 domain protein. Gene Ontology annotation, cellular component: plasma membrane. The coding region runs from base 1 to 2481 and encodes 826 amino acids. The record is from RefSeq and is a predicted model, not a curated record. Gene Ontology annotation, molecular function: calcium-activated cation channel activity. The transcript is spliced from 4 exons. NCBI's taxonomy places the organism in Eukaryota, Fungi, Ascomycota, Eurotiomycetes, Eurotiales, Aspergillaceae.